Messenger RNA from Myripristis murdjan (pinecone soldierfish), 1837 nucleotides. RefSeq names its product tubulin alpha-1A chain-like. Lineage: Eukaryota; Metazoa; Chordata; Actinopteri; Holocentriformes; Holocentridae. The record is from RefSeq and is a predicted model, not a curated record. The coding region runs from base 30 to 1385 and encodes 451 amino acids. Gene Ontology annotation, cellular component: microtubule. The transcript is spliced from 4 exons. Gene Ontology annotation, biological process: microtubule-based process. Gene Ontology annotation, molecular function: structural constituent of cytoskeleton; GTP binding.
AGCAAAGGACUGGUUCAAGAGACUGAAACAUGCGUGAAUGCAUCUCUGUCCACGUUGGCCAAGCUGGAGCUCAGAUUGGCAAUGCAUGCUGGGAGUUGUACUGCCUGGAGCAUGGCAUACAGCCUGACGGUCAGAUGCCCAGUGACAAGACCAUUGGAGGGGGAGAUGACUCCUUCAACACCUUCUUCAGUGAGACUGGAGCUGGAAAACAUGUUCCCAGGGCUGUCUUUGUGGACUUGGAGCCAACGGUCAUAGAUGAGGUGCGUACAGGUACCUACCGCCAGCUGUUCCACCCUGAACAGCUGAUCACUGGAAAAGAAGAUGCAGCCAACAACUAUGCCCGUGGUCACUACACCAUUGGCAAGGAGAUCAUUGAUCUGGUUCUCGACAGGACUCGUAAAUUGGCUGACCAGUGCACUGGACUCCAAGGUUUCCUCAUCUUCCACUCCUUUGGUGGAGGGACCGGCUCUGGUUUCACCUCCCUGCUAAUGGAACGUCUCUCUGUUGAUUAUGGCAAGAAGUCCAAGCUGGAAUUUGCCAUCUAUCCAGCUCCUCAAGUGUCCACAGCUGUGGUGGAGCCAUACAACUCCAUCCUGACCACCCACACCACUUUGGAGCACUCUGACUGUGCCUUCAUGGUGGACAACGAGGCCAUCUAUGACAUCUGCCGCAGGAACCUGGACAUUGAGCGUCCCACCUACACCAACCUCAACAGGCUGAUCGGCCAGAUUGUCUCAUCCAUCACUGCCUCGCUGCGUUUCGAUGGGGCCUUGAACGUCGACCUGACAGAGUUCCAGACCAAUCUGGUGCCCUACCCUCGUAUCCACUUCCCUCUGGCCACUUAUGCCCCAGUUAUCUCCGCUGAGAAGGCCUAUCAUGAACAGUUAUCAGUAGCAGAAAUCACAAACGCCUGCUUUGAGCCAGCCAAUCAGAUGGUGAAAUGUGAUCCUCGCCAUGGCAAGUACAUGGCCUGCUGUCUGCUCUUCCGGGGUGAUGUGGUGCCCAAAGACGUCAACUCUGCUAUCGCCACAAUCAAGACGAAGCGCACCAUCCAGUUUGUGGACUGGUGUCCCACAGGCUUCAAGGUGGGCAUCAACUACCAGCCUCCCACUGUGGUUCCUGGAGGAGACCUGGCCAAGGUGCAGAGGGCGGUGUGCAUGCUGAGCAACACCACAGCCAUCGCUGAGGCCUGGGCUCGUCUGGACCACAAGUUCGACCUGAUGUACGCCAAGAGGGCCUUCGUCCACUGGUAUGUUGGUGAGGGAAUGGAGGAGGGAGAAUUCUCUGAGGCCAGAGAGGACAUGGCUGCCCUGGAGAAGGACUACGAAGAGGUGGGAACCGACAGCAUUGGGGAUGAAGGAGAAGAAGAGGGGGAGGAAUAUUAAGUUGGACGCAAACUCGCAAAAUUACCUUGCUUGAAUAAACCUUAUGUUAUAGCAUUGACUUUGUGUAAUUUUAUUAUUGCAUAUUAUUGAGAGAAAAAGACCUUAUAUGGUCAGCAGACACUUGUGACAUUCAGGUAUUAACUGGAUGCAAUCAAUUAUUUUUAUGUAAGGGGGCGCUAAAAUUUCUUCUCUUCAUUGUUUGUUGGUUGAAAUGAUAAUAGAGAUUGUGAUGUAUAUAUGCAAUUCUUCUUAACAAUGGAAUUAGCUUUACAGUCGUCAGUAGGCCACUGUUAGUAGGCUCUACUGUCCAUCAUCUACAAAUGUCUGAUCUAUUCAGUUUUGCAGGUUAACCCAAUGUGUACAAAUUUAAAAGUGAGUUCAUGUAAUAGCAGCUCCCAAGAAUGACCUGCAACGGUUGUUCUUCUUUAUAGAUGAAUUAAAAAGAUUAAAAA